CCGAAACGUCACAGUUUCUCCGCCAAUUUGUUUUUGUUUCAGAUUUCCAGCAUCCGCAGUUCUUGGUUUUAAUUACUCGAAUGUUUAGGAGUGUUCUUUCACCGCAGAUGCUGCCAAACAUGUUACCCCAAAACUUAUUCUCUCACGUUGUAUCUCCUAUCACAGGUGGCAGCUCCCACACUCUGCUAUCGAAAGAAAAAGAAAAUACUUUAAAAAGUAUUAAAACCACUAUUUAAAAUAAAAUCCCUUUAGACAAAAAAACCAACAACCGUGCCCGUUAGAGCGGUGGGUCUGACAUCUAGAAACUUCAAGGCAUUUACGUUAUCAGUCAAACUGCCCUUCGGACUCUUAACUGUCUUCUAUUUGUAUUUUUUUCCUAUUCUUCUCUCCUUUCAAUUUUUCACGUACUGUCAAUUGGGUCUCACUUCUUUUUUCUCUCUCACUCACUCAGGAAACUGAGACCAGCCGAAUUGAUUGAUGUCAACGUCCCCAACUUCGCUGUCUUCUCGGUUGGGAGCCGCAGUAUGACGCAGCUCGAAGGGCGGACCUUGCUCUCGGGGAACACAUCAACUGGGCGGAUCCUUCGUCCAGGACCCAACAGCGUGCGGCACACCGGACUCAAAGAGGUGUUACACACUCACUUUCGCUUCCCUUCCCCGCACCCGUUCGCGGACAAAACGGAGAUGGCUUGCUGCUUUCCUGCGCGUUAAAAAAAGUACUGGCAAUUGCUCCUAUGGCACUGAGAGAGUACAACGUGCCCACAGUUGGUGGGGAUCGAGCACCGAGGGCUGUCUGCCUGGUACACAGAGCAUCAGAGUAUAGAUAACAGCCAGCAACACGGUGCAUGAUGAUUCCAGUAACGGAAUUACGAUAUUUUGCUGACACUCAGCCUGCAUACCGCAUUUUGAAGCCAUGGUGGGACGUGUUUACGGACUACAUCUCCAUUGUAAUGCUAAUGAUAGCAGUAUUUGGUGGCACACUGCAGGUCACGCAAGACAAAAUGAUCUGCUUACCUUGCAAGUGGGUUGCAAAUGAUACAUGUCUUGAACCCUUUGAUUACCCAAAUGCAACACUCCCGUCAUCUUCAGUCAUUCCCCCGUUUUCCAGUGAACCCACAGGUAUCCAGUAUGACUUGGACCGCCACCAGUACAACUACGUAGAUGCAGUAUGCUAUGAGAAUAAACUUCAUUGGUUUGCAAAAUAUUUUCCCUACCUUGUACUUCUACACACGCUGGUGUUCUUAGUAUGUAGCAAUUUCUGGUUCAAAUAUCCUCGAACCAGCUCAAAGCUGGAACACUUUGUAUCGAUCCUUCUGAAAUGUUUUGACUCACCAUGGACAACAAGGGCACUAUCUGAAACUGUGGCAGAAGAAACUGACCCAAAGCAGUCUUUUGCUAAAAUGAAUGGUUCAAUGGCAAAGAAAUCCUCUACAGUGAGUGAGGAUGUGGAGGCCAGUGUACCCAUGCUGCAAAGAACAAAAUCCCGCAUUGAGCAGGGAAUAGUCGAUCACUCGGAAACAGGUGUAUUGGAUAAGAAGGAGGGAGAGCAAGCUAAAGCUCUGUUUGAAAAAGUAAAGAAAUUCCGCACCCAUGUAGAGGAAGGGGAUAUAGUUUACCAGCUCUAUAUGAGACAGACUAUUAUCAAAGUAAUCAAAUUUGCUCUUAUUAUUAGCUACUCACUUUAUUAUGUUGAUGAUAUAAAAUUUGAUGUGUCCUGUAUAGUGAACAUUCAGAACCUCACAGGAUACAAUGUGUAUCAAUGUGCUCAUCCAUUAGCUACACUGUUCAAGAUCCUUGCAUCCUUUUACAUUAGUUUAGUGAUUGUCUAUGGACUUAUUUGCAUGUACACACUCUGGUGGAUGGUACGCCUUUCUUUGAAAAAGUAUUCAUUCGAGUCAAUUCGAGAGGAGAGUAGCUACAGUGAUAUUCCUGAUGUCAAGAAUGAUUUUGCUUUUAUGUUGCAUCUCAUUGAUCAGUAUGAUCCAUUGUACUCCAAACGUUUUGCUGUCUUUCUGUCUGAAGUCAGUGAGAACAAAUUACGACAGCUCAAUCUGAAUAAUGAAUGGACCCUAGAAAAACUCCGCCAGAGGAUCAUGAAAAACUCUCAGGACAAACUGGAACUCCACCUCUUCAUGCUGAGUGGAAUCCCAGACACCAUCUUUGACCUGACUGAACUGGAAGUGCUCAAAUUGGAGAUGAUCUUGGAUGUCACCAUUCCUCCAAUUAUUGCCCAACUUACUAACCUCAAAGAACUCUGGUUGUACCACACGCCAGCAAAGAUUGAGGCACCAGCUCUUGCCUUCUUACGAGAGCACCUGAAGUCACUACAUAUCAAGUUUACAGACAUCAAAGAGAUUCCUCUGUGGAUUUACAGCCUGAAGAACCUCGAAGAGCUUCACCUAACUGGGAACCUGAGUGCAGAGAAUAAUCGCUACAUCGUGAUUGAUGGCUUACGGGAACUCAAAUGCCUCAAAGUUUUGAGGUUGAAGAGCAACCUAACAAAGUUGCCACAGGUUGUCACAGAUGUUGGAGUCCAUCUGCAGAAAUUGUCUAUCAACAAUGAGGGCACCAAGCUUAUGGUCCUCAAUAGCCUGAAGAAGAUGGUUAAUCUGACAGAAUUGGAGUUAAUCCGUUGUGAUCUGGAACGAAUCCCACACUCCAUCUUCAGUCUCCAUAACUUACAGGAAAUCGAUCUCAAAGACAACAACUUGAAGACAAUCGAGGAAAUUAUCAGUUUCCAGCACCUACGGCGCCUAGUCUGCCUUAAGCUGUGGUAUAACCAUAUUGCCUAUAUCCCCAUUCAGGUUGGCACUUUGACCAACAUGGAAAGGCUCUACCUGAACCGGAACAAAAUUGAAAAGAUUCCUGCUCAGCUGUUCUAUUGUCGCAAGUUGCGGUACUUAGAUUUGAGUCAUAAUAACCUGACAUCUAUACCACAGGACAUCGGGUUCCUUCAGAAUCUGCAGUAUUUUGCAGUCACUGCAAACCGGAUUGAAACUCUGCCACCUGAACUGUUUCAAUGUCGUAAGCUCCGAACUCUAAACCUAGGGAAUAACUGCCUGAUAUCACUGCCAUCACGGGUCGGUGAACUGACGAGUUUAACGCAACUGGAGCUUCGAGGAAACAGAUUGGAGUGUCUCCCUGUAGAACUGGGAGAAUGCCGACUGCUGAAACGAAGUGGCCUCGUGGUGGAAGAUGAUCUCUUCAAUACACUCCCAUCUGAGGUUAAGGAGCAACUGUGGCGAGCAGACAAGGAACAAGCCUGAAUUUUAUCAAUGUUGUAAGGAGGAAAUACAUAUGUUGCCAAGUUUUCAGCAGAUUUUGAGGCCUGCUGUACUGGAAUGAUUGAGCAGAUCUCCUAUUGGGUAUAAACAGGAAAUAUAUCUUGUUUUCUGUUCCGGCAACUGGUGCUGUCCAAGUGGAGCAGAGCAAUAGACAAAAAGGAAUGCCUGCCAGUAACUAAAAGAAUCAUUUAAAGAAGUAGCUGGGUUAAAUAUCUUAACACAAUUAGUAUUUCUGCUUUAAUGAAUCACAAAAAGCUAAUAUGUUCAUAGCCAUGGCCUGUCAACAGACCAAAUUUGCCAAUGCCUUGUUAUUUAUUAAUUAAGCUGGUACAGUAUGAGGGACCGGUACUGUAGCUGCCCCAAAGAGGCAGUACAAUCUUUGCAUGAUACUUUUUUAAGAAAAAGAAGUCCCUUUUUGAUCAUCUUAGGCCAAAUAAAAUACUAAUUUCUCAUUAAGCUGAUUUUUUUUGAAGCAUGGUGACUGAACUGAAUUCUCAAUUUCACAUCCCUGCCAUCAAUCCCUUCCAAGUAGAACAAAACACUACUCUUGAGUUUUGCUGGCAAAAGAUUUGAGGAGAGGAGCUGUUUUCAUGACCGCUCUUUUGCAGAUAUAUGCAAUAUUCUGAGAGGAGUGAGUAUUCAACUUUAGGGACUGUUUGGUCAGGUUUUUUUUAUAAAAACUGUUAAAUAGCAAAAGGUUAGUUUUUUUUUUAAAGAAAGGUUCAAUUUAAUUAAGUUGUUGGGGCACUUCCCUUCAUUUAAAAAUACUGAGGAAAUAAAGCCUAUUUUCCAUGACACAUAACUGUGCUUCAAAGAUACUUCAAAUUACAAUACUUAAGAUAAGGUAUAAACAUGAGAAAUGCUCCUUUACUCAUUUGAGGGAAGAGACCAGUUAGUUUCUAACUUUUAUUGUAAAUCAUAAGCCAUUUAACUUUGGGUAAUGUGAUACAGGUUCAGUACCUAGUUUGUGCUAAACACUGAUUUCAACAGCUUAUGUAAGGAAAUGGGUAGGGGGUGGGAAGUGGGAUUGCAGUGCAGAAGGCACUGUUGAAAGGGCAGAAGUGGUGAAAUUGAGCUGAGGGUUCCUACUCUUGUUUACUCUUCAGUGACCCCUGCUGGAAAUGUAUUUGUAUGAACCACAGUUACGAAUGGAAUCAGGCUUAGUUGGGAUACUUCUACAGACAUCCAGCCUGCAGUGAUUGUCAAGGUUCACAGAGGAACAAAGGGUAUUUGGCGAUAAUAUCCAGAAAUCAUUGUACCCCAGCACUUGAACAGUAAAAAUUUGAAAUUGAACUGUUCACUUGAGGAACUUAAAUAUUUUUCUGUGCAAAAUAUUUCCCUCAUCCAUAGUGUUUUGUAUCUUUUAUGUUCUGUAUAUGCUCCAGUGGUUAACUUUUGUAACAGCAAUGUAUUGAACCUACAUGCUGCACUCUGGCUACUGCCCAUGAGAAUUGCCCUUACUAUCUGAUUUCUUACCAUUCCAACUUUUAAUCCUAUAAUGUUUUUCUUCUGUGCCAUUUCUCUUCUAAAUCAGGUUCUGUGUUUUAGAGUCCUGGUUUUGCUGCCAUACUUUUACUUACAGAACAGACAUCUGUUCUGUGAGUGCUUUGUUGGCUUUCCUGCUCAUUAUCUGUCAUCCUUGCACUUCUCUACACUUUGCCCUCAUCCCGCCAGAAUCUGAACAAUCAAAUGACUUUUUUUUUAGAAAAAGGCAAUUUGAAAAAGAUCAAUUAAAGAUGAAGAUCAGAGUGAGAAAAGGGCAGAAGUAGUAUUGAGAAGCAAGUAGGGAUAUCAAAGGCAUGUAGGGAAAGGAAUAAUUUUUCUUCAAAAAAUUCAUAAUCAGUCAGUAAAGUGAGAGCGGUUUGGGUGGGAUCCAUAUAAACGUCCCUGAAAUACUGUUCAGCAAUUCGUGAUUUUCCAGUAUUUUCUGCUCCUUUUGCAAACAUUCACCAAAUUUUCUUAUUUCCAAUUCCUUGUGAUUAUGUGAGUUCUAUGCUGGCGGGUACAUGGAUAAUAUGUGGAUUAUAAGAGUACUGUGUGGCAUAAUUUUUGGAAGAAAUGGCAUUUCGAAUAGUGGUGGCCCUGGAUCAGCAUGUCUGUCAUCUAAGGUACCUAGGUUCAAAUCCAACCAGAAAUGGUCAGACCAAAGUGUCUUUCAUCUGCUUGCCCUUCAGACAGUUUCCAGUAGACUUGGGCUAUCUGCACAAAAUUACGUACAUUUAAUUGCAUACUAAUUGUCAAUGUCACAUUGAUAGGCAUGGGUUGAAAAAAAAUUCACACCAUUGAAGUCAUACUGUUCUAACAAGGCUGGGGCAAACUAGAGGGAACUUUGAUUUAUCUAGAUAUGCCUGAAUGCAGCAGUUUGAUACUGAUGCAACGAUCCCUCAAUCAGGGUAAAGGAAAGGUAGAUUUCCAUUGUUGGCUCUGUUUUAAUGUUUUCUUAAGAAACUGUAAUGCUAAGUUUCUAUUUUUGUUAAUGCUCAAAUGACUAAAAAAAGUUGCAAUUAUCCUAUUUACUCACUCAAGAAAGAAAUAAUUAUUGCAGUGUGCUUUUAAUGAGAUUGGCCUGCCUUGUACCCACGUUGGAUGCUGUAUAAGAUUUAAUUAUUUCUGAAUUGUCAUUGAUGCUAAGACUUCAGUUCUGUGUCCUCAGGGGUCAUUAAAACCUCAAACUAGUAGCAACACUUUUCUCAGGUUUGUUAUUUUGAUUGUUGAAUUCUUACAUGUGUAAGUGACUGUAAUUAUACUAGUGUGCUUACACAUUUUUUCAAAGCAGUAGAAAGUAUUACUCAAUGCCGUGAAAUAGGCUUUAUUUACAAUUUUCAUGUUGAAAGCCUACUUUUAUUUCUCUUUAAAUGUAACCAGAAAUGUUGUUAAUUUCAUGUCUUAACAGCCCUAUUUUAAAGCUGCAGUGUUUUUCAAUGGUCAGCAUCUCAAUCAAAAUGUCAUAAGAUAUCUUAAUAAUAAACCCAUCCAUUUGGAAUUUACCUCUUGUCAGAACAGUAAAAUCUGACAUUUUUACCUAGAGCAGUUGAAUUGCUAGGAAUAAAUUACAAAAUUAUUCAUAUUUUGUUGAUUUGUAAUUAUUUGUGUGUUUUAAUUGGACAGCUAUUCAAAUACAAUUGGAAAGGGAUUUAAUUGGUCUCUUGCAUUUGCUUUAGCAUUGAUUUCUCUCUUGCUCUCUCUCGCUCUCAGUCUCUCUCUGUCUCUCUCUCUCUCUCUCUCUCUCUCUUCCCCCCGCACCCACUUCUUUCUUCAUCCCCAUUUGUUUGCACAAAAGCAAAUAGUAAACCAUAUUUAUAUAUUGUGUCUUUUUUUUUUAAAAGAAAACAUCAGUAAGGAUUACUAAUUAAUGCUAAAAUGACUUCCCGACCUUUUUGGCUCCCAAAUCAAAGUAUUAACAAACUUUACAUUGAGUUUAUACAUUUUUAAAAUGAAAGCGUGGAUCUGCUAUAUGUUCUUAAAUUUAACAUGAUGAAGAAUUAAAAGAUGAAUUCCGACUAUGCCACACUAACCUUACAAAUAUGUUUGUUAGUUACCUGUCCAUUGCCAUUGAAAAUGAAUAAAUAAGCAUCAAGAAUGUACAAAAUAUGCAAUUUCAGAAUAGAUAUAUUACAAAUAUGUAUUAUAAGUACCUAUGUAAAUCUGUGUGUAAAUUAUAAAGUUGUAUAAAGUUAUACAUAAAUCAUUACAUAGUGUGAUUUUCACUGUAAUCUUUUCUCCUUCUAGCAUCUGUAGACUCGCCAUUUACCUUAGUGAUGUAUUUUACUGCAUAUUACUGCUGCUCUGACUUUUAAUGUCUUUGUUUCUGAUGUUGCUUGCCUCCACACAUAGUCAUUUUGCCUGCUAAGUGAAUAAGUUGACUUCCCUGCUCGUCCCACCCAUCUCUGCAGUCAAUAAUAUUUGGAAAAAUGUCAUUGACCUACAGAUAACCAAGAAUGUUAAGAUUCUAAAUACAUAGUCAACUAUGGAGAAUUCACUCCACAAAGAAGAGAGAAUUUAUCUGAUGUCUCAGCAUCUCUUUAAAAUGUCUAAACAAGCUUUAUAAUCGUUGGAACAGUAAUUCAAUUAAAGUGAAGUGAAUGCAGGAGCCAAAUUAUGCACAGCAUGAAUGUCCAGUUAAUGAGUGGAACUUUCAAUUUCAUGGGAGGGCCCAAGAUUAUUAAUUGACCAUAAUAUACCAUUCUUUCUUUUUCCUCCUGUUGACUUCGUAGGAUUAUCUAAAAUUCGGUAUAAAUCUUUACGUGUAAAUGUAACUUUUUUUUCUACAAUCACUCCACCAUCAUUUGACUGUCCCUCCGGUUUACCUGUUAAUGAUGCAUAUUAGUGCACAUUGUCACAGCCGUAUCUUCUGACAUUUAAUUUGGUGGGAGGGAAGAUGUUGGCUAAAUAAAGGAAAUUUCCAUGUUUUUUAAAAUAUGCUAUGAUUUAUUUUUGUCAACUUAAAUAUUAUUCAUCAGACAAUGUGCUUGCAUCCAUCAUGGGACCUGAAUCCACAGUCCCUGACUCAGAUGCCAGCAGUGUAAAUAACUAAGCCAGAACCGUAUUUUUUUUUCUUUCCUGGUGUUUGACUUGCUGCAUUUUUAAAAAAAUUUUGGGAUCGACAAGAAAAUAGGCUGGAAUUUUUUUUAACAAUGGGAAAGUGUGUGGAGAAACAAAUGUAAGAUUAGAAAGCAGAUAAAUAAAAUGAGACAUACACUUGAGUAAAUCCAUAGUUAAUGCCAGCUGUGUGAUCAAGGAGACCCCCAACACAGUAUGACAGACUAAUAGAGUUACUCAGUAAUUUAUAAUUUUAAUCUUGUUAUAUCAACCACUGCUUGAGGCUAUUUUAAUGUGUGAAGACUUCAGGCAGCUGAAUUAUUAGAAGAGUGGUGACAGUUAAAUAGGAGGGAACAUGCAAUGCAUGACAAAGGAUCGAAUUCCAUACUUCUGUCACCAAAUUGUUUGGGCUGAUUUGUUUCACUGGUGCUGUGAGACAUGAACUAAUGAAAAAUAGAAUAGUUCUUAAACCAACAAUGAAUACUCGAAAAACUCAGCAGUUCUGUCAGCAUCUGUGCAGAGAGAAACAGCUCACCUUUCACGUCUGUUAUGUCUCUUCUUUCGAACAUCUUUACUCAAGUAUAAUAAUUCUUGUUGAUGUUAGCAUUUUUGAUUAACCAGGUCAUUAAUUGAAAUCCUUUUUUCCAUUCUAACAUGGCAACAUCAUACAAAUGAGGCAUAAUUUUCUCUCCUGCCAUAAGUGAUCUUUUUUUUUCUAAGAUGUACAUGUUUUCAAACCCAAUAUUAUUUUAACUGAUUCAUCUUGCGUUGUACAAUAUUCAUUGCAAAGCCAGUGGGAACACCAUGGAGUUAGUUAGAUAGAAAUUGAAGUGCUAUUUAAAGAAACUAAAAUUUUAAGAAUCUAGUUUUUUUCUUUAAUUGGAUACUAGUUUUGAUUCACUAUUCGUGCUGAGUUAGCUGAUAUCAGGACAACAGGCAGCAUACACACUGCACUUGAUUUUCCAUGGGCUAGGGAGGGAAAAUGUCAACCGAUGCUUCUGAACCUGGUUAUUAUCUAGUGCUUUCGGUUGGAAAGUGGGUAUGUAUGGGCAAAGAUUGGAUUUAGCUGAUGCCUGGCCUGUCUUCUGUAAACAAAUGUCUCUACUACAUCACUGUCUAGGUUUUCAUUUUUGAAAAAGCCAGUGGGCUGCAGUGUUAGAAGGCUACCCACAGUCAGAGUUUUACUACCGUUGGCAGGAAAGAUUUGGCAACAAAAGCAAAUGUUGUGGGAUAUAUGGUUAGUGAUCAAUGAGUUAUGAAUAUACCAGUAUGUAUAUAUAGAUUGGCUUUCAAUUGACAUAUUUCUGAUCAACUUUGUUUCCAUUUCUUCUCCUCCUUACUGGCAUUUGGUUUUACAAUUGUUCACUCAUUCUCUGGAACACUUCCCAAGUUGUCAUUUAUUUUAAAAAUGUUCUGGGAAGUGUAGAAACGCUAACACAUUCAUAACUGUUUUCUAGUUCACUUGGGAAAAGUACUAGUGAAUUAUAGAGUCAUAGAAUCAUACAGCUUGGAAACAACUGCUUCAGUCUAACUAGUUCACACUUAGCGUGUUCCCAAGCUAAGUUAGUCCUACUUGCCUGCCCUUAUCUAAAAGUCUUUUAAAUGUUGCAACUUUACCUGCAUCCACUAUUUUGUCUGGCAGUCAUUCCACACGCUAGUUGCCUGUCAUCCUUAUUAAAUCUUUCUUCUCUCAUCUUAAGUAUAAGCCUCCUCACAUUGAAAUCCCCUACCCGAGGAAAAUGAUCCUUGUCAUUCAUAUUAUCUAUGCCCCUCAUGAUUUUAUAAACCUCAGUAAGGUCACUUCUCAAACUUCUAUACUCCACUGAAAAACAUCCCAGUCUUUACAGUCUGUUUUUAUGUCUCAUGUACUGAUACCCACACAAUGUUGUUGGGUGGAGAAUUCCAGAAAUUUAGCCUAGCAAUGAUGGAAGGAACAGGAAUGUAUGUCCAAAUUGAUAUCACGUGUGGAUUGGCAAGGAACUUGGAGUGAUGUUCCCAUGGUUUGGUAUGCUUCUCUCUUGUUUAGAGUUUGAGAGCCCAAGUCAAAAUAUGAGAAUUCCCAAUCUUUUAUGUGUCAUGAAAAUGAUCGUCUGCAGGCAUUUCAACCAGUGCUGCAGCCAAGCCUGAACUUGUCUUGCAUCUGGCACCUUCAUGUACACACUUCCAACAAGAACUCUGUGUUGAGACUCCAGUUAACUUUUGCCUCCAUAAUUCAGGUUCUGAGGCACCUCCUCUGCCAUCUUAAUUGAGAUGAACCAGAUUAGUAGUAGCAUGGAAUUAAAUUAGUAACUUUUCUGCUCUGAAUAUUUCAACUGAACAAGCACACCUCGAUUGGCCACCCGAUUUAUCACAGUUGACAAGUUUAAAGCCUUUUUUGCUUUAAAAUUUUGAAUGAGAGGGGUUGACUUUCAAAGCAAAUCCUGACAGGCUUCUUUUGUUCUUUUAGUCAUUCGUCAGAUGUGGGUGUGGCUGUCACUGGCUGGGUCAGCAUAUGUUGUCCUGGAGAAGGUCGUGCUGCGCUGCUCCAGUCCUUUGUGUGCAGGUACACCCACAGUGCUGUUCAGAGGAGAGUUUCAGGAUUUUGACCCAACAACACUGAAUGAACUAAUUACUUAAAAUUUGAAUAUACUGUUUACAUCUGGAAAAUAAAUGAAAAAAGUUUCUUUUUAAAUAAUAAUCAGAACCAAAUGCAAGUCUGAAAGUAGGGAGCAUUUUUAAAUCCAAAAACCUCUGAAACAAUUAGGCACAUUUCUCAAAAUAGUCAAAAAGCAUUUCAAGUUGAAUAGUUGUGAAUGUUGAUAAGAUUUUACUUCAUUGACUUUGUGUCAGUGAAAAGAGAACUUUUCCCUUCAAUGUAAAACUCUUUGGUGGCAUCUCUUACUCAGAAGCACCCCUAAAAAUGCAAAUAUAUGAAACUCAAUAGCAAAAUUGGGAGAAGAGAUGGAGAUAACUAAAGAAAUAAAAAGUCAAUGUUAAACAAAAGGAAAUGCUUUUUAAUUGUGGAUAACAUGAAGUCAUCUAACUUGUGUGCAAAAAUUUGUAUUUAAUUUAGUCUUUUGUAUCUAAGUAUUCCAAUAUCAAAAGUAUUACUCUUCUGUUUUGGCAAACUGCAAUCAAUCUAGUUUCUCAUUCAUGCCUAAGGCACCUUGUUAUAAUAUUGUACAUCUUUUUAAAAAUUACAAAAACAGAUACAACAUUUGAACAUUUAUGUGCAAUAGUCUAUGGUCCUAUGAUGACAGAUAUCUACCUGGAAUGUGGAUCUAAUUCUCUUUCCAGAUUUGCAUACGUGCUUCCCUUUUACUCAUCAAUUUAUAAAUUCCCCGGGAUCUUUCUUCCAACCUUUUUCAAAUGUUGCUAGUGCUUAGACUACUUGCUUUGAUUUGAUUUGGUUUGAAACUGACAAUAUUCCAUGGUAUUGGAAGAUUCAAUACAAAAAUUAAAAAUUUACUACUGACCUCACUGCACUGCCUUAACACUAAGGAAUGAUUUGGCCGUAACUGUGAGAACUAAAGUCAAAAUGCUGGCACUGUCCUCUCAAAAAUAUCUGUGUGAAAUUAUAAGACAAUACUGCAUCUGUGAUGGAUACAUGUUGCUUUAUUUAUAGAAAUCCUUCCAAUUUCAUCCCCAAUUGUACAUAACUAAAUGCAUAUUGGUAGAUUGCCAUUGAUGUCAUAUGCCUCCUCUAGCUCCCUUUCCACCACUGAAAAUCUCCAUUUGUGUGUUUACUAAUUUUGAGUCUAAUUUGCAUUAACUCCCAAUUCAUUCCGAACUCAGUUGCCUGGAUUCUAGCUCAAACUAAGUUCUGUCCAUGUAAUUGCUGAGCCUUGCUGACACAUCAUCCAAAAGCAGUUGUCCUCAUCCAUAAAUCCUUUCAUUAACUCAAUGCACCCUGUCUUCAAAACCUUCUCCCCUCCAUUUUAAUCCUCUACAGUGGCAGAUUGAAAUUUUUUUAUAGUAAGGUGAAGACGUAACUUGAGUAAGCUGUAGUAUCAGAACACUAUAAAGCAUUUCCGGAAAUUUAAGGCACAACUUAACUUUUUGUUUUCUGUCCUCAACUUAAUAUGUAGAUGAAUUUUAGGUGAUAUAAUUUUGAAGUGUUUGAAAGGUUUCAGAGGGUGUAUGAACCAUGUUUCCACUUGCUGGCAAUUUUUUAAAGUUUUGAAUUAUCAUUAGAAGAAUAAAAUGGUAAAUUAGGAUAAUUUCAUACUGAGGGCCAUUAAUACAAUAGAAUAUGAAGAAUAGAAGCUACAAUUAAAUAGCAACAGUCAAAAAAUUAUUACUGCCACAGUCACACAUUUUCAUUAGUUGUUAGUUUGAUAAGUCCUAAAACAGUAUUGAUUACGUCAUUGUUUAAAAAGCAAUGUAUUUUGUGAUUAAAGAAAAGUUAGACAAUUAUUAAGAGUCUUGCUCAAAGUGGAACUGUGCUAACUCAAGAUUUCAGGAUUGAUGUUUUACUGCAUAAUGUAAAUAAUGUGUGCAUUUACACAGGAACAUUGUUUAUUAAGGAGAUUGGGAAUUUUAAAGAACCUUUCAGUUCCAUGUAUAUUUUGACAAUACUGGCCAAAGCAGAUUUUGCAAAGAUCAUUUCAUUUUGUUAUCUGAAAUGGUGUUAAACUACCUUUAUUGUUUGAAUUGUUUUAACUGCUCAAGUCACAUUUUUAUAUUAAAAAUUAUGCUAUUAUACAGGGGGGGAAAAAAGUGUGUUUAUUUUUGACUUCUGCAACAUAUGUUCCCCUCAUUAUUUUUUGUCAUUUUGGGAAUCUCAAAGUCGAAAAGAAGAGGUGGUGGCCUGCUGGUAUUAUCGCUGGUCUGUUAAUCCUGAGACCCAGAUAACAGCCCAGGGACCCGGGUUCAAAUCCUGCCAUGUCAGAUGGUGGAAUUUGAAUUCUAUAAUAUAUCUAGAAUUAAGAAUCUGUUGAUGACCAUGAAUCUAUUGUUGGCUGUUAGAAAAACCCAUCUGGUUCACUAAUGUCGUUUAGAAAAGGAAACUGCCAUCCUUACCCGGCCUAGCCUACAUGCGUAAUUUGGUUGACUCAUAACUUCCCUCUAGGCAGCUUAGAGAUAGACAAUAAAUGCUGCCUUGCGGUGACACCCUUAUUCCAUUAAUGAAUAAAGGAAAUCAUUUAAGGCACAACUUAAAUUUUUGUUUUCUGUCCUCAGCAAAAUCAUUCUUCGUGAGUCCAAGGCAGAAAGUGCCAGAUCAUAAAUUUUUUUGAACAGUGUUCAUGUUAUCCAUAGGCUGGCCCAUGAGGAAACCACUUUGAGUAUUGAUUUUUUUUAAAAAAAUGGACGCUUCCCUGUCUCAUUAUUCUGUUUCCAAAAACAGUACAGACAAUCCCACCAGGAAGUGACUGGUUGUGUAAAUGUCAAUUACGAAUGCCUAUUCAAACUUUUACGUACUUGGUAGACCAAUUAAGAAUGAAAUGUCUGACUGUACUUGAAUCUAGUAAUGCUUAAUAAAAGUUGUUUUAAUUUUU
Messenger RNA from Stegostoma tigrinum, 13299 nucleotides. It is a transcript of the gene lrrc8aa, whose product is annotated as leucine rich repeat containing 8 VRAC subunit Aa. The coding region runs from base 845 to 3265 and encodes 806 amino acids. The record is from RefSeq and is a predicted model, not a curated record. Lineage: Eukaryota; Metazoa; Chordata; Chondrichthyes; Orectolobiformes; Stegostomatidae. The transcript has 4 exons. Gene Ontology annotation, molecular function: protein binding.